GGACUCUUUCUUGAAUACUGGUUUCAUUUUUGAGACUUUGACUUGUUUCAUCUGCAUUCUGCGAUAAGGUCAGUUCACCCAAACCAGUGCGCCACCGUUUCCUUUCUUUCGCUGCAUUGCUUGGCUUGCUUCCCGAGGAACGAAGACCAUGGGUCUCUCGAAGAAACGAAAAAUGAUCUACUCUCGGAAUCUUCUCGCUGCAAUUUCUCUCUUACAGGCUUUUGCUUUUUCAUCUAUACUUAGUGCGGAGAAUACUGGUUCCCAAUUGGCUCUUGGUUUGAAUGCUGUAUCUGGGGAAAGGCAUUCUGAAGAAUAUUGUGCCAUGUAUGAUAUUUGUGGAGAGCGCAGUGAUGGGAAGGUUUUGAACUGCCCAUAUGGUUCCCCUUCUGUGAAGCCUGAUGAUCUGUUUUCUGCCAAGAUUCAAAGCUUGUGUCCAACAAUAAGUGGAAAUGUUUGUUGCACAGAAGCUCAGUUUGAAACGUUGCGUGCCCAAGUCCAACAAGCAAUUCCUUUGCUUGUUGGCUGCCCAGCAUGCUUGAGGAAUUUCUUGAAUCUUUUCUGUGAGCUGUCUUGCUCUCCGAGUCAGAGUUUAUUUAUCAAUGUGACUUCUAUUUCCAAGGUGAAGAGCAACCUGACUGUGGAUGGUAUUGAUUUUUUUGUGACUGAUGCUUUUGGAGAGGGUUUGUAUAACUCUUGUAAGGAUGUAAAAUUUGGUACAAUGAAUACACGGGCUCUAGAUUUUGUUGGUGCAGGGGCUAAAAAUUUUAAAGAAUGGUUUUCAUUCAUUGGUCAGCAAGCAGACCUUGGUAUGCCUGGUUCACCUUAUUUCAUUAAUUUCCGGGACAAUGCUGAGUCAUCUGGAAUGGAGCUUAUGAAUGUGUCUGUUUAUUCAUGUGGUGACACAUCACUGGGGUGCUCUUGUGGCGAUUGCCCUUCAGCUCCCAUGUGCUCUAAUUCAGAACCUCCUUCUCCUCACAAAAAAGAUCACUGUACUAUUAGAAUUGGAUCCCUUGAGGCCAAAUGCAUAGAAUUUGCAUUGGCUAUUUUGUACAUUAUUUUGGUCUGUGCAUUCUUUGGAUGGGGUCUGUUUCAUCGGACAAGAGAAAGGAGGAGACCUGCAUCAACCAUGAAACCUUUGUUGAAUAUCAUGGAUGACCAUGAGAUCAAUUCCAAUGAUAGUGUCACCAUGAAGGACCAUGAGAUGAUUCCUCCAGUGAUGAAUGGGGUUCAACUUUCUAUUGUUCAAGGAUACAUGUCAAGAUUUUACAGGAGAUAUGGAACAUGGGUUGCUAGGCAUCCCACCCUUGUGCUUUUAUCAUCAUUGGCGGUUGUCCUUAUACUUUGCUUAGGUCUAAUCCGUUUUAAAGUGGAGACCCAGCCUGCGAAGCUGUGGGUAGGUCCUGGAAGUAAGGCAGCAGAAGAGAAACAUUUUUUUGACAGCCAACUUGUCCCUUUUUACAGAAUUGAGCAGCUCAUAUUGGCAACCAUGCCAGAUCCAAAGCAUGGGAAGUCCCCCAGUAUUGUAACGGAGGAAAAUAUCCAGUUACUCUUUGAAAUACAAAAGAAGGUUGAUGGUAUUCGUGCUAAUUUUUCUGGUUCAAUGGUAUCCUUAACUGACAUUUGCUUGAAGCCUCUUGGCCAAGAUUGCGCCACUCAAAGUAUUUUGCAGUACUAUAAAAUGGACCCUGAAAAUUUUGAUGAUUAUGGAGGAGUUGAACAUGCUGAGUACUGUUUUCAGCAUUAUACUUCUGCAGACACGUGUUUGAGUGCUUUUAAGGCUCCACUAGAUCCGAGUACUGCUUUAGGAGGAUUUCCUGGGAAUAAUUAUUCUGAGGCUUCUGCAUUUAUUGUAACCUAUCCUGUAAAUAAUGCAAUUGAUGAAUCGGGCAGCGAAAAUGGGAAGGCAGUGGCAUGGGAGAAAGCUUUUGUUCAGUUAGUGAAGGAUGAGCUUCUGCCAAUGGUGCGGUCUAGCAAUCUCACUCUUUCAUUUUCAUCUGAAAGUUCAAUUGAGGAAGAACUGAAAAGAGAAAGUACCGCUGAUGUUUUAACAAUAUUAAUAAGCUAUCUUGUAAUGUUUGCAUACAUAUCAAUAACGUUGGGAGAUGUGCGGCAUUUGUCUACUUUCUACCUGUCUUCUAAGGUGUUACUUGGUCUUUCAGGAGUUAUGGUUGUCUUGCUUUCUGUCCUUGGAUCUGUUGGAUUUUUCAGUGCUGUUGGAGUAAAAUCUACAUUAAUAAUAAUGGAAGUCAUUCCUUUCCUGGUUUUGGCUGUUGGAGUGGAUAACAUGUGCAUCCUGGUACAUGCUGUGAAACGUCAAUCAUCGACAUUACCUUUAGAAGGGCGAAUAAGUAAUGCACUUGUUGAAGUUGGGCCAUCCAUAACACUAGCUAGUUUGUCGGAGGUUCUGGCAUUUGCAGUUGGAAGUUUCAUUCCCAUGCCAGCAUGCCGUGUGUUCUCCAUGUUUGCUGCUCUGGCUGUUCUAUUGGACUUCCUUCUGCAAGUCACUGCUUUUGUUGCCUUAAUAGUCUUUGACUUUUUGAGAGCUGAGGAUAACAGGAUUGACUGCUUUCCAUGCAUAAAAGUUCCUUCAUCUUCUGUGGAAUCUGAUGAAGGUAUCAAUCAUAGAAAGCCUGGAUUGCUGGUUCGGUAUAUGAAGGAUAUUCAUGCACCAAUUCUUGGUCUUUGGGGAGUUAAAAUAGUUGUCAUUGCUGUCUUUGCGGCUUUUGCUUUAGCAAGCAUUGCAUUGUGUACAAGAAUCGAACCUGGCUUGGAGCAGAAGAUUGUUCUUCCUCGAGACUCAUAUCUUCAGGGCUAUUUCAAUAAUGUUUCGGAGUAUCUUAGAAUUGGACCGCCGUUAUAUUUUGUUGUCAAAGACUUCAACUACAGCUCGGAAUCAAGUCAUACAAACCAGAUCUGCUCUAUUAGCCAGUGUGACUCAAACUCUCUUUUAAAUGAGAUAACAAGAGCUUCUUUAAUACCAGAAACAAGCUACAUUGCUAAACCAGCCGCCUCAUGGCUUGAUGACUUUCUUGUAUGGAUAUCACCAGAGGCUUUUGGUUGUUGUCGGAAGUUUUUGAAUAAUAGCUAUUGCCCCCCCGAUGAUCAACCACCUUGCUGUUCACCUGAUGAAGGUUUUUGUGACCUAGGUGGGGUAUGCAAAGAUUGUACUACGUGCUUCCGUCACUCAGACUUGUAUAAUGGUCGUCCAUCAACAGUACAAUUUAGGGAGAAGCUCCCUUGGUUCCUCAAUGCGCUGCCCUCUGCUGAUUGUGCGAAGGGUGGUCAUGGGGCUUACACUGGCAGUGUGGAUCUGGAUGGUUACGAGUCUGGUAUUAUACAGGCAUCAGAGUUCCGUACAUAUCACACCCCACUAAACAAGCAAGGUGACUAUGUUAAUUCAAUGCGAGCUGCAAGAGAGUUUAGCUCAAGGGUUUCUGAUUCUUUAAAGAUCCAAAUUUUUCCAUAUUCUGUGUUCUAUAUUUUCUUUGAGCAAUAUCUGGAUAUAUGGAGGACAGCUUUGAUCAACAUUGCUUUGGCACUUGGUGCUGUAUUUAUUGUUUGCCUGGUUAUCACAUCCAGUCUCUGGAGUUCAAUAAUCAUUUUAUUUGUCGUGGCAAUGAUUGUUGUGGAUCUCAUGGGUGUAAUGGCAAUUCUUGAUGUCCAACUAAAUGCAGUCUCUGUUGUUAACCUUAUAAUGUCUAUUGGGAUCGCUGUUGAGUUUUGUGUGCACAUAACACAUGCCUUCUCGGUUAGCCAAGGGGAUAGAGACCAGCGAGCAAAGACUGCUCUGGGGACUAUGGGAGCUUCUGUCUUCAGUGGAAUUACUCUUACGAAGCUUGUUGGAGUUAUUGUUCUUUGCUUCUCAAGAUCAGAAAUUUUUGUGGUUUAUUACUUCCAAAUGUACAUGGCGUUGGUAAUUAUUGGGUUCUUGCAUGGGCUUGUGCUUUUACCAGUGGUUUUGAGCAUGUUCGGUCCACCAUCGAGACAUAUACCCAUUGAGAAACUGCGGGAAGAUGAGCCAUCCUCUUCAUCAUAGUUGAGAAACUGCAGGGAGAUGAGCCGUCCUCUUCAUCAUAGUUGAUCUAACUGGUUAAUUCAUACACCAUCCCUUUCCGAGCCGAGUUUCUGCUACUUGAUUUCAUUAUGUUUGCGUACCAAUGAACUGAGCAUAUCAUGACAGCUUCUGUCUGUUGAUAAAGUAAUAAUGCAGAGGGUAUCACAACACAAAGGCUGGAAAGUGGAUAUGUAUUUAGGUCAUGUUGGGAACUUGGGAAUAUUAUAGAGGGAAAUAUGAAGAAAUUCAAGAUUCAAUUAUGUUUUUUGAUUUCUGAUUUUGUAGCUGUACAAUGAAGAAAUAAGUUGUGAAAACACUUUUUAAAAUUUAUGUAGCUACUUCUUGUUCUUGUCA
Molecule: messenger RNA, 4408 nt
Organism: Malania oleifera
Lineage: Eukaryota; Viridiplantae; Streptophyta; Magnoliopsida; Santalales; Ximeniaceae
Exons: 39
Coding region: 149-4036 (1295 amino acids)
Cellular component (GO): membrane
Molecular function (GO): lipid carrier activity
Source: RefSeq, a predicted model, not a curated record